Oncorhynchus masou masou (cherry salmon) is the source of this 3093-nucleotide messenger RNA. RefSeq names its product protocadherin gamma-C5-like. Lineage: Eukaryota; Metazoa; Chordata; Actinopteri; Salmoniformes; Salmonidae. Gene Ontology annotation, molecular function: calcium ion binding. Gene Ontology annotation, cellular component: plasma membrane. The coding region runs from base 736 to 3093 and encodes 785 amino acids. The record is from RefSeq and is a predicted model, not a curated record. Gene Ontology annotation, biological process: homophilic cell-cell adhesion. The transcript has 2 exons.
AUGAAAUGAUACUCAAAUGUAAAAUUAUAUCUGUGAUAUAAAUUAUAUCUGUGACAUAAAUGAGCAGUAAGAAAUGAGCAUGUAUAUGCUUUCAGGAAUGGGGUUAUUUGUUUACCUCUGCCAGCAGAGAGCGGUUUUCACAUUUCAUCACCAUGGACAGCGACAAUCGCUUUCUACAGGCCAGGAAACCCUUCGCUUGCUAUAUUGUUUCUGCUGUUUAAACCACACGUCUGCUAGACAUAGGUCCAUUUUCAAUUCGUUUUCAAUUAUUUACUUUGACCUUCAGAUAAAGGGCUAUUGCGAUGAUCAUCCUCACUGUCAUUAUUUCACAAUCAUAGCUGUCAAGGGAAAGCAGUCAUUUUGCAUUCCCUCAUGAAUACCAUCUCCAUUUCAUCAUGAAUGCACUGGUGUGUUAACAAGUUUGAAACGCUGACUCCUAUGGCUGAAAGAUGGCUAUGACUUUAACAGCCACUCGGUUUUUAAUUGGUUUAAACGUUGCUGUGCUCUGCCCCAAUAGCAUGCUUAACUGUACAAAAAGAUCUACUCCCUCCCCCAUCAUCAGCAGCGCAGUCCAUACAAUGCAUAGAGCUGGGAGAGACGGAGAUGUGCUCACCCAUUCAUUCACAGUGGAAUUAGAUACCUGGCUAAAAAGGAGAUGUGAUCAAUAACAAUUUCCAUGGAAUAUUUUAUUCUAAACAUGUUUUUCACGCGUUAUUUUUUUCGAGGUACAGCAAUAUGAGGACAUUCCAAUUGAAAGAGAGGUCGCGUCUGAGCGAUCGGAGAGGACAAGUGCUAUGGCUGUUCAGUUGCUUUUUGUCUUGGAAUACAACAGGAGCACAGAUUCGUUACACUGUUCCAGAGGAAUUUAGCGUGGGAUCCGUGGUUGGGAAUAUAGCUAAAGAUCUAAAUUUGGAUGUAGCUGAGAUUUCUGAUCGUAAGUUGAGGAUAGCCUCAGUGGCUGGUAAGCAGUAUUUCAGUGUGAAUUUGGGUAAGGGCGACCUGGUUGUGAGCGAUAGAAUUGACAGAGAUAGUCUGUGCGGACAAAGCAUCAGUUGUCCCUUGCCAUUAGAAGUCAUCGUUGAGAAUCCUCUAAUGCUCCACAGAGUGGAAGUUGAAAUUAAGGAUAUAAAUGACAAUGCUCCACAAUUUCAAUCAACAGAGCGGACGUUGAAAAUCGCAGAAUCUACCGCCCCUGAUAUGCGCUUUUCUUUGGAGAGCGCGCAGGAUCCUGACGUUGGGGACAAUUCUUUAAAAUCUUACACUCUCAGCAAAAACGAACAUUUCAGCUUGAAAGUACAGGAUAUUGGUGAUGGAAGAAAAGUGCCUGCAUUAGUAUUGGUGAACGCACUGGACCGAGAAAAUAAGGCAGCAUACCAACUGUUGUUGACAGCCUUGGAUGGUGGUUCUCCAGCCAGAUCUGGGACCUCGCAGAUAACCGUUGUUGUCCUUGAUAUAAAUGAUAACAACCCCGUAUUCGAAAAAUCGUUAUAUGAAGUGUCUCUAAAGGAAAAUAGUCAACAAGGCACAUCUUUCUUAACGGUUGAGGCAAAGGAUUUGGAUGAUGGCCCAAGUGGUGAGAUUGAAUAUUCUUUCGGUGAUCAUUCUGCACAGUCCAUGACUUUAUUUGACAUCAAUCCAAAAACGGGGGAGAUGUAUUUAAAUGGUAUCCUGGAUUACGAAAACACUCCCUCACAGAGAAUUGAGAUUAUUGCUAAAGAUAAAGGCAUGCCUGAAAUGGAGGGACAGUGCAGCGUCCAGAUUGAUAUCAUAGACGUCAAUGACAACCCUCCCCAAAUUACCCUCACUUCUACACCAAGCCCAGUGCGUGAGGACGCACCCAAGGGGACUGUAGUGGCUUUGAUUAAUGCAUGGGAUCCUGACUCUGCUGCAGUCAGUAUUCCACCAGCUGCAGUCAGUAUUCCACCUGCUGCAGUCAGUAUUCCACCUGCUGCAGUCAGUAUUCCACCUGCUGCAGUCAGUAUUCCAUCAGCUGCAGUCAGUAUUCCACCUGUUGCAGUCAGUAUUCUACCUGCUGCAGUCAGUAUUCCACCUGCUGCAGUCAGUAUUCCACCUGCUGCAGUCAGUAUUCCACCUGCUGCAGUCAGUAUUCCACCUGCUGCAGUCAGUAUUCCACCUGCUGCAGUCAGUAUUCCACCUGCUGCAGUCAGUAUUCCACCAGCUGCAGUGCUGCAGUCAGUAUUCCACCUGCUGCAGUCAGUAUUCCACCUGCUGCAGUCAGUAUUCCACCUGCUGCAGUAUUCCACCUGCUGCUGCCACCUGCUGCAGUCAGUAUUCCACCUGCUGCAGUCAGUAUUCCACCUGCUGCAGUCAGUAUUCCACCUGCUGCAGUCAGUAUUCCACCUGCUGCACUCAGUAUUCCACCUGCUGCAGUCAGUAUUCCACCUGCUGCAGUCAGUAUUCCACCUGCUGCAGUCAGUAUUCCACCUGCUGCAGUCAGUAUUCCACCUGCUGCAGUCAGUAUUCCACGUGCUGCAGUCAGUAUUCCACCAGCUGCAGUCAGUAUUCCACCUGCUGCAGUCAGUAUUCCACCUGCUGCAGUCAGUAUUCCACCAGCGGCAGUCAGUAUUCCACCUGCUGCACUCAGUAUUCCACCUGCUGCAGUCAGUAUUCCACCAGCGGCAGUCAGUAUUCCACCUGCUGCACUCAGUAUUCCACCUGCUUCCUAUGGCUGUUCAUACCCCCUCUGAGGAGCACUAUGCCCUGGUUACAGAUGGCCCUUUGGACCGAGAGGCUGUGACUGAAUACACCAUCACAGUGACAGCCACAGACUCCGGCUCCCCCCUCGCACAACAGUCCAUUGUGGUCGCUCUUCCAUGUGUAAAUGACAAUGCCCCCCUCUUCUCCCAGUCCCCCUACUCUGUUGACAUAGCGGAGAACAAUGCCCAUGGUGCUCUCAUCCUGACUGGGACUCCAUUCGACCAGGACCAUGCCCAGAAUGCCCACCUCUCCUUCUCCAUCCUGGAUCUUGAGGUGGAAGGCUCGGCCUUGUCCUCUUUGGUCUACAUAAACUCUGAGAACGGCGACCUGCAUGCCAUUCGUGCCCUCGACCAUGAGCAGGUGAAUGUGUUCUAG